Molecule: messenger RNA, 513 nt
Organism: Echinostoma caproni
Lineage: Eukaryota; Metazoa; Platyhelminthes; Trematoda; Plagiorchiida; Echinostomatidae
Source: the annotation of a GenBank genome assembly
CACAACCGGAGCCUUCAGCUAGCCAAAGCGUUAAAAUGCGUGAUUCGUUCAUAUAAAUCUACGGUUUUCAGAGGAUUUCAUUCUUGUACACCACUAUGCAAAAACACUCGAGUGGCAGUCGUACGACGCACCAGAAACCAAUCCAUCCCAUUGACGUAUGAGCAGACCAAGAAACCUCAUCAAAUCGGUGUGAUGAAAUCUUGGAAUUCUUGGAACACUUCAAAUCUUAAAGAUGAAAGAUUGUACACAUCAGAUAUCACAUUACAUGAUGAAUUCAUUCGCAUGUUUAUCAAAGGAACAUUCCCAGUGGCAGUGGAAAGUGAGGUUAUCAUAAAACGGCAGUUCAAUAUUGUUCGUGUGGCCUUUCUCCUAUCAUUGCGCAUUCAACCCUUGGAAGCGCACUUCCUGAUCGGAUAUACGGAGGAAAUGCUCUCAUCCAUUCUGCGAUGUAUCGUUAAACUGGAGGUUCAAAUGGUCACUUCAAAGAAAGAUGUGAUUUUCCGGUACAUUUAA